ACGUGCUGCUGUAAAUCAGACUUAAAGAGGCUUUUCUUGCUAAUUCGCAGCUCAUUGUGCCUCUUGUUCCAGAGGAGAAAAGCUUAUUUGUAGUCUAAAUGGACACAAUACUGAAUUACAGGUCGGAAGAUACUGACGAUUUCUACAUGUUACUGGGAUGUGACGAACUGUCUUCGGUUGAACAAAUCUUGGCAGAAUUUAAGAUCAGAGCCCUGGAAUGUCACCCUGACAAGCAUCCUGGAAACUCCAAAGCUGUGGAGACUUUUCAGAAACUGCAGAAGGCAAAGGAGAUUCUGACUAAUGAAGAGAGUCAAGCCCACUAUGAACAGUGGAGAAGGAGCCAGAUAUUGAUGCCAUUCCAGCAGUGGGAAGCUUUGAGUGACUCAGUGAAAACGGUGGGUUUCUCCCUGCUGUAUUUAGACUUGUACAGUAGCUUUAAGGAGUCAAUAGGCAAAAGGAAGGAGAAAACCAAGAAGCCAGUAGAAUCUGGAUAUAACUCGGUUUCCACAAAAUUCUGUGAGGGGAAAUUCACUGCCAUAAAAGCAAUGAGUCCGUGCCAGAAGAGCCUGUGA
Choloepus didactylus (southern two-toed sloth) is the source of this 572-nucleotide messenger RNA. RefSeq names its product dnaJ homolog subfamily C member 12-like. Gene Ontology annotation, cellular component: cytoplasm. The record is from RefSeq and is a predicted model, not a curated record. The transcript has a single exon. The coding region runs from base 99 to 572 and encodes 157 amino acids. Lineage: Eukaryota; Metazoa; Chordata; Mammalia; Pilosa; Megalonychidae.